AUGGACCUCAUGAAUCGAGUUUUCAAGGAGUAUCUAUAUUAUUUUUUCAUCAUGUUCAAAGAUGAUAUACUGGUGUAUUAUAAGACACAGGAGGAACAUGAGGAGCACCUACACUUGACUUUGCAACGAUUAAGAGAACAUCAGUUGUAUGUGAAGUACAAGAAAUGUGAGUUUUGGUUGUCUGAGGUUGCAAUUUUGGGACACAUUGUCACUAAUGUAGGAAUCAAGAUUGAUCCUAUUACGGUCGCCGCAAUGAAGGAGUGGCCAAGAACGAAGAAUGCCUGUGAGAUUAGAAGUAUUCUAGGUUCACCAGGUUAUUACAAGAGAUUUGUGGAAGGGUUCUCAAAAAUAACUAGACCGUUGACGGAACUCACAAGAAAGAAUCUAAAAAAAAUCAUUCCACCAGACAAGUGUGAGCAAAGCUUCCAGGAACUGAAGAGUCGACUCAUAUUGGCACCAGUACUCAACUUACCAUCGGAUGAAGGACAGUUUGUGGUCUCUUGUGAUGCAUCAAAGCAAGGAUUAGGUUAUGUAUUAAUGUAG
Molecule: messenger RNA, 543 nt
Organism: Humulus lupulus (European hop)
Lineage: Eukaryota; Viridiplantae; Streptophyta; Magnoliopsida; Rosales; Cannabaceae
Exons: 1
Coding region: 1-543 (180 amino acids)
Source: RefSeq, a predicted model, not a curated record